This is a messenger RNA of Heterotrigona itama, 1179 nucleotides long. NCBI's taxonomy places the organism in Eukaryota, Metazoa, Arthropoda, Insecta, Hymenoptera, Apidae. The record is from the annotation of a GenBank genome assembly.
AUGAUCGGAGGUUCAUUGUUCUCUGUUUCAGACCUGGUGCGGUGCACGAACGAGCCGAACGUGUCGAUACCUCAGCUGGCGAAUCUUUUGAUAGAACGAUCGCAGAACACGAACUGGACGGUCGUUUUCAAAGCUCUGAUCACGGUGCACCAUAUGCUUUGUUACGGCAAUGAGGCUACGACAUGUCACCAUUCAUCAGGAGAUAUGCAAAGUAUCUGAACGAGAAGGCACUCUCCUACAGGACCGUGGCGUUUGACUUUUGCAAGGUGAAAAGGGGGAAGGAUGACCGUACACUGCGAACAAUGAACGCGGAGAAACUGCUGAAAACAUUGCCAGUUCUACAGUCGCAGUUGGACGCGCUGUUGGAGUUUGAUUGCACCGCCAACGACCUGACCAACGGCGUCAUAAACAUGGCUUUCAUGCUGCUCUUUCGAGAUUUGAUUAGACUGUUCGCCUGUUACAACGACGGCAUUAUUAAUUUGCUAGAGAAAUAUUUUGAUAUGAAUAAGAAGCAGUGUCGCGAGGCUCUGGACCUGUACAAAAAGUUUCUCAUACGAAUGGAUCGGGUGGGUGAAUUCUUGAAAGUUGCCGAACAAUAGAACGAAUGUAAAGUCGGGAGUGUCCGCCCUGUCUUCCACCAGUACUGCGUUUGGAACAGCAGCCAGUAAUAACCGCCUCGACCACGCCGGGAAUGGACACAUCGACGAAGCACUGCGGCAGCAAGCCCUCGCGGAAGAGGAGGCUGCUAUGAAUCAGUACAAGGUACCAGAAGGUUGUCCGGUUCGAGGACCACUGGCGAAGGUGCAAUCACCGUCGAGCGGACCAAGUACGAAUCCAUUCCUCAGUUCGCCGACGAACAACGCCAAUCAGCCGAUAGUUGAUCUGUUCAGCGCGCCAUCAACGACAACGACCGCCGAGAGUCAACCGCAAAAAGCGUCGGACGACCUGCUCCAAUUAGCGGGCAACCCUUUUGCGGACAUGUUCGGAGCGCCGCAGCCUGCAGCUGCACCGACCACGCAAACGCAGAACAAUAUGUGGAUGACUAACGGUAACGGUAAAUACGAGUAUUUUAUUUUAUGUUCUUUACUUAUUUGUUUAGUAAUUUAUCUUUCCUUCGCUGAGCUUCGUUUCGGGCUCUACUGCAACUUCCAGGAGCACAGGAUCAUUGUUUUAAAAUAA